AUGGAGAGUGGAGCAGGGAAGCAUUGGACUGAGGAGGAGGUUAAAGCCUUGUUAAGCGUCUGGUCAGAAAAAAAUAUCAGAAAACAACUCCACGGCACCCUGAGGAAUAAAGGAAUAUUUAUCUACAUUGCUAAGAGGUUGCAGGAGUUAGGAGUUUGCAGGGAUUGGAAACAGUGCCGUGCAAAGUAUAAAAAUCUGAAGUAUGAAUACAGAACGGUUAAAUAUGCCCACAACUCUGGGGAUGUCACUAAAACCAUGAAGUUUUUCCAUGAUCUGGAUGCCAUAUUGCGCUAUGAACCUGUCACACAGUUAGCAGCAGAAGAAAACGGCAGGUGUCCUGCGACUGAGACGCAGCUGAACACAAGCCCCACAGCAGAGAGCACGCAAGGUGAAAUAUCAGUUUCUUUAGAAGAUGAUGAGGAUGCUGCAGGAGAUCCACUACUUUUUAUGUCCCAUGUCAGACCAGUUCAACUAGGUAAUCCAACGUCAGCAGUAGAGGCUUCCAAAAGACCGGCUUUUAUUCCAACAGUAGCAAAUGAAGGAGGAAAACACUGGACUGUUAAUGAAGUCAGAGCUUUGAUAUGCAUAUGGUCAGACAAAAAUAUCCAGCAACAACUGGAGGGGACAGUGAGAAAUAAAAGAAUAUUUGAACAAGUUGCUGCUAGACUUCAAAAGUUUGGAAUUGACAGGGACUGGAAGCAGUGCAGGACAAAAUAUAAAAAUCUGAAACAUGAAUACAAGAGUGUAAAGAGUGCCCAAGACUCAGGGAGUACAAGUAAAAGUAUGAAAUUUUUUAAUGAACUGGAUGCUAUUCUGGGGCAUAGCACCAUGGAACAAGCAAGUAGAUCAGAUAAUGAUGAAAGUGAGAGGCCUCCAGAAUGGACAGAAGCAAAAUCAGAAAAGGACUCCAUAGAAAUGCCUGGGGACACAGGUGAAGAGGACUCUAUUAGUAAUAUGUCAGAAGACCUACGGGUUGCAGAUAUAAAGAAAGUUUCUGACUCAGAUGAUGUUACUGUAAAUACUACUCCAGAGAAACUGGCAGCUCUGCAUAUAGCGAAAGAAACAGCUAUGACAA
Antrostomus carolinensis (chuck-will's-widow) is the source of this 1075-nucleotide messenger RNA. RefSeq lists its product as uncharacterized. The annotation marks the transcript as partial. The record is from RefSeq and is a predicted model, not a curated record. The transcript is spliced from 5 exons. Lineage: Eukaryota; Metazoa; Chordata; Aves; Caprimulgiformes; Caprimulgidae.